Messenger RNA from Loxodonta africana (African savanna elephant), 9337 nucleotides. It is a transcript of the gene SLC22A11, whose product is annotated as solute carrier family 22 member 11. Gene Ontology annotation, biological process: transmembrane transport. The transcript is spliced from 10 exons. The record is from RefSeq and is a predicted model, not a curated record. Lineage: Eukaryota; Metazoa; Chordata; Mammalia; Proboscidea; Elephantidae. Gene Ontology annotation, cellular component: membrane. Gene Ontology annotation, molecular function: transmembrane transporter activity. Bases 27 to 1682 code for a protein of 551 amino acids.
UGCCUGUGGGUGCAGCAGCCCUGUCCAUGGCAUUCGCAGAGCUCCUGGAGCAAGCGGGGAACAUGGGUCUCUUCCAGGCCCUGCAGAUUUUCACCUUCCUCUUCCCCUCCAUCUUGCUGCCCUCCCAGCUGCUUCUGGAGAACUUCUCGGCUGCCACCCCAGGCCACCGCUGCUGGGCCCCCACGCUGGACAAUGGCUCUGAGGUACCAGCAAACCUCUCCCUUAAGGACCUGCUGACCGUCUCCAUCCCGACUGACCCCCAACAAGGGCCCAGCCAUUGUCGCCGCUUCCGCCACCCACAGUGGCACCUCCUGGACCCCAAGGUCACGGCCACCAAUUGGAGUAAGGAAGCCACAGAGCCGUGCGUGGAUGGCUGGGUCUACGACAGCAGCACCUUCACCUCCACUGUUGUCACCCAGUGGGACCUGGUAUGCCACUCCCAGCACCUGAAGCCUAUGGGCCAGUCCAUCUACAUGGUCGGGAUUCUGCUGGGAUCCACCGUGUGGGGCCUUCUCUCCGACCGGUUUGGGCGUAAGCCGACAUUGAUCUGGUGCUGCCUGCAUGUGGCUGUGACCAGCACCCUCACAAUCUUCGCCCCGAAUUUCCUCAUCUACUGUGGCCUCCGGUUCGUGAGUGCAUUUGCAGUGGCCGGCAUCGUGAUGACCUCGACAAUGCUCCUGGUGGAGUGGACCCCGACACCCAAGAGGGCUGUCUCCAUGACGAUACUGGGAUGCUUCCUCAGCUUGGGCCAGAUGGGCCUGGGCGGCCUGGCCUUCGCCCUGCGGGACUGGCGGACGCUCCAGCUGGCUGUUUCAGUGCCCUUCUUUGCCACCUUCCUGGCUAACUGGUGGUUGCCAGAAUCUGCCCGGUGGCUAAUUAUCAUGGGCAAACCAGACAAAGGGCUUCAGGAACUCAAAAAGGUGGCCAGGAUCAAUGGCCAGAAAGAAGCCAAAAAGACACUGACCAUAGAGGUGCUGAUGUCCAGCAUGCAGGAGGAACUGGCCUCUGCCAAGACCCGCCAGACGUGGCUGGACCUGUUCCACAUGCCUGAGCUCCGCUGGAGACUCUUUGGACUGUUUGUGGUGAUAUUCUCUGUAACGUUCUCCUACUACGGGCUGGUCCUGGACCUGCAGAACCUGGGCAGUGAUAUCUUCCUCCUCCAAGUCCUCUUUGGAGCCGUGGACUUCCUGGGCCGGGCCACCACCCCCUUCUUGCUCAAGUUCUUCGGCCACCGCGUCACCAUAGCCAGCUCCCAGUCCACUGCUGGCUUCUUCAUUCUGGCCAACGUGCUGGUGCCACGAGAUUUUCAGAGCAUGCGCGUGGUCUUUGCAGUGCUGGGAAAGGGAUGCUUCGGGGUAACCUUAACCUGCCUCACCGUCUACAGGACUGAACUCUUCCCAACUUCUCUGCGGAUGACAGCAGAUGGCCUCCUGCAGGCAGCAGGCCGUCUGGGGGCUGUGAUGGGCCCUCUGAUUGGGAUGACUCGCCAGGCCCUGCCCCUGCUGCCCCCCCUCUCCUAUGGUAUCGCCCCCAUCGCUUCCAGCUUCCUCCUCCUGCCCCUCCCAGAGACCAAAGGACUUCCACUCCCCGACACCAUGCAGAGCCUGGAGAACCAAAAAAGAUCAACACCAGCACAGAGAGGCCAGCGAGAGGUGGUCAAUACAGAAAGCACUUGGUUCUAGAAACGCUGCCCGCGUGGAACCCCUUUGGCCAAAGACCCCUGGGAAAGGAGUUGCCAAAGGUGGAGACCAGUCGAGCAACCUGGAGGGUUCGGUGUGGCUAAGUGGGCAGCAAGGCCUUCUACUGCAGCUCCCGCUUUCGCCACACCCUCCCGCUUUCAUCAUGCCCCUCCCACCAUGCCCCCAGCCACGCCCUCCUGUUCUUUCCGGUGAAACUGGCCGUGCAUAGCCAGAUGCCCUGGUCAGAGUCUCCUGGCUGCCCACAGAGCUGCUUCAUUAGCAAGACAGGUCCUGUCCUGUCCCUGCCAGGCUCGCGAUUUCUCUCGGCCGCCUCCUGACUCCUUUCGCAAGACCUGGCUCUGCAGGAUUCUUUCCUCUGGGCUUCCAGAGUGGAUUGUCAGACAGACAAGGGCAGGGUCCGGAUAGGGUUCCAGCCUCCCCUCACCACUCACAGAGUUCUCAUCUUUUAAGAUGGGGUUGACCAUGGAACCUGUCUCCCAGGGUGGGUGUGAGGAUCACCUGAUGUUAGCACAGGCCAGUCUGAGAAAUAGAGCUGAGCACAGGUAGGUGUCCAGGUCGUGUCCCCCACAAGGUACCCAGCCCAGGGGCACAUGAGGCUGAAACCAGCCCAGGUUACACUGGCCCAGUCACCCACCUAAUGAGGGCUGCAGUCAUCCAAGAAAGGGGCACUCUUUUGCCAUUUGCCUGUCUGGAGAGGGCAUGUUUUCCUAAUCACACAAAGACACUUUGUGUACUGACAGCAGCCCAGGCUGUUAGAACCAUGCAAUCACUGAGGCUGGCCACCUGUCCAGGGCCGAGGAAGACAGCCUGAUAGGUGGGGGCUAUGCCCAGAGUGACAUGGCUGAGCCCUGGCCUGACUCCCAGGCAAGCCCCUUUCUAGCACACUGGGCUCCUGGCGGCUCACCUCAACCCCACCCAGGUGCUGGUCUCUGCAGCCUUGCCACAAAGUCACCCCCACACCCUUCCCUCCCCACCUGAGUUCCAGACCCUUCAGACACCUGCCCACUCUGCACUCCCCUUGGAUAACUUGGGGACAUUUUUAGCCCUUGUUCCUCAUCCAGGCAUUCCAAGUCACCUCUCCCACACCUGACACACAGCAGCUUAUCAAUUCUACCUCUUCAGUAGCUUCCAGAUCCAUCUACUUGUCCAUCACCAUGGCCACCUUCAUCUCUGGUCCCUGAACUAUUGUUCUCUGGUGUCCAUUGCCCGCCACACAGCAGCUUCGAUGGUUGUUUGGAAACACAAUUCAAAUCAAAUCCCCUCUCUGCCACCUUCUGGUGGCCCAUGAUAAAGGCAACACUCCUUCCCCCACCAGCAGGUCGGGCCCCUGUGGGUCACCAGCCUUAUCUCCUACCACAUACUUCCCCAAUACUUCCCCAGCUACAGGGACCUCCUUUCAGCUCUUCCAAUGCAUAAGGCCCCCUCCUGCCUCAGGGCCGUUGCACAUGCUGUUCCCACUGUGGACCAUUUUCCCUCUUCACCUUCCAGGUCUCCAUCAAGCAUGACUUCCUCAGGAAAGCCUUCCCUGACCACUUCCCACCCCCAACCCCCCAUCCUUUUCUACCUCUGCUAUCAGACUACUUUCUUCAAACCCUGGUCCUCUCCUUCAAGGCACUUGUAUCAACAAAGAAUUGCACUCCUCUUUGCACUAUUCACUUCCCUUUAAGAAGGGAAAGCUGUCUUGCCUGCUCCCACAGUGCCCCAGUGCCUGGCACAGGGUGGCAUGUAAUGGACACUCAAUAAUAUGUGUGGCAGGAAUGAAUGUCAGUCACCAUCCCGUGCCCCUUACCCACAUCCUGGCUUCCCAACAGGCCUGGGGACUAUUUCUGAGCAGUCUGUAGUCGGGAAAAGGGGGCGGUAAAGAAAGAGGCAGCCCUGGCCAAGGAGCUGGAGCCCCCCAGAUGACUGGACCAUCUGCUCUAAGACCCCAGGCAAAUCCCUUUGCCAAUCCCCUGCAGACCUUGGGCUCAGAGCCAAGGCAGGUCACAGGCCAGGGCAGGGGGAGAAGAGAGGCCAGCCUGGCUGCUGCCUGCCAGGUUCAGCUCCUGGCACGGUGGCACUGAGGUACCCUGACAGCCACAUCUAUGUCAGGACACUAAAAAGCAAACAUUAAACUUACAGCCCUUUUAUUAACUUUCCAUUUUUAUCAGUUAACACAUGUACUUAGUUGCAAAUAGUUCAAAGUCAAGUAGUUACUACAAAACCUUUGUUUCCAAAUCCAGCAGUGCCCCACACCGGCUCCCCUCUGUUUCCCUUCCCUGGAAGCACCCACAUCCCUCUCUUUGAGCUGAUUGCUUUUUGUCACCAUUACCUCUCCAAAUAACAGGCUUACAUGGGCCCUUCUGGAAACCCUGGUGGCGUAGUAGUUAAGUGCUAAGGCUGCUAACCAAAAGGUCGGCAGUUCGAAUCCGCCAGGUGCUCCUUGGAAACUCUACAGGGCAGUUCUACUCUGUCCUAUAGGGUCGCUAAGAGUCAGAAUCGAACCGAUGGCAGUGGGUUUGGUUUUUUUUUAUGGGCUCUUCUUAGGAGUCCCUGGGUGGUACAAACGGUUAAACACUGGACUACUAAUCAAAAAGUCAGCGGUUCAUACCCACCCAGAGGCAUCUCGGAAGAAAGGUGUGGUGAUCUACUGUCUUAGGCUGGGUUCUCUAGAGAAGUAAAACAUAUAAAUACAUAUAUAUAAAAAAAUAGAGAGAUUUAUAUCGAAGAAAUGGCUCACACGAUUGUAGAGGCUGGAAUGUCCUAAGUCUGUGAGUUGGGAUAGAGGCUUCUCCUGAUUCAUGUAGCCUUGGGGGCUGGCGAAUUCAAGAUUGGCAAAUCAGAUAGAAGGGCUAUUACUCACAGGCUGCGAAGAUGGAUGAAUCCCAAGAUUGGCAGGCAGGAUGGCAGGUAAGCUGCUAAUUCAAGUCCCAAGAACCAGAGGUCAAAUGAAUGGGAGACAGUUGCAGGACCCAGAGUGAGCAAAAGCCCACGAGUCUUACCAGAAAGUCCACUUACACAUUCAAUGCAGGAAACUCUCUUUCAGCUACUCACAGUAGAUCCCAUCACGGAAGUGAUCGCAUUAUAUCAAAUCUCAUCAUGAAAGUGAUCACAUCAUCAUAUGACUCCCAAACUACAUCAUAACUGCCAAACCACUGAGAAUCACAGCUCCGCCAAGUUGACACAUAACUUUAAAGAUCAUAUCUGCUUCCAAAAGGUCACACCCUUGAAAACACUAUGAAUUGCAGUUCUACUCUGCACACAUGGGGUCGCUAUGAUUCAGAAGUGACUUGACGGCAACUGGUUUGAUUUAGUUAUGGGUUCAUUUUGAUUUUUCACUUUCAGGCAUUAUCUGUUGACUUCCCACCACGGAAGAGGAAAAUUUUAUUCCCUUUCCUACCUCAUACCUAGCCCCUACACAGAUCCUUCCCAUUCCCAAAUAUCUCUAGUAUCUUUGUAUCAUAACUAUGGUUAGAUCCUUAUUCAGUGUUUCAUCAGCAUGUUAUUGUGGGGUUUACAUUAACUUUACCCAAAGAAUUUUUAACAGUUUCUGAGAGAUAAUCUUUUUAAAAACCUUGGAACUUAAGUGUCUUCAAUAAGGACUCCGGACCAUACCUAACUAACAGGUUAUGCCAAUGAGGUGUUGAGGAGACUCUAGGGUGGAGGUGGCCAGGUCAGAAAGACCCACCUCAUACUGACCGGCCUUGGGAGAGAGAGCUGGAGUUUUAUGAGAUCCCCAAUAAAUGCUCUGGAUGCUCAAUUUCCAUGGAUUGCCUCAUUGAUGAAAGAAAUAGAUGCUUGUGGGAGGGUAGUGCAUCCCUUUGGGACAUGGAAGCCCCAUGUUGUGAACCUUCCUGGACCUCACCUUAUAAGUCUCUUCAUUUGUAUACUUUCUUGCUAGAAUAAAACUGUAGUCACAAGUAUAACACUCUGUGAGUCAUUCCAGUGAAUUAUGGAACCAAAAGGAGUAGUGAGAGCCAAUAGGUCAGAGGUGAGGGGGGCUGAGAAUCCCUGAGCUUAUGGCUGGCAUCCUGAGGGUGUAGAGGGAGCCCCUAAUUUGUAGCCAGCAGGUGAGAAAUGAGAAAGCCUGGGAGGACUUUAAGCUUAUGGCUGGAAUGCUGAUGGGGUACUGGGAAAACCUCAAAUUUGUAACAAGCAGAUCAGAAGUGAGGGUGCUGUAUGGACUCCCAAGGUUGCAGCUGGCACCUGAAGUCUUGGGCCAACUUGGCGUUCUGGAGAACUGCGCCCUUUAACUUGUGAGCACUGACCUCACUCCAGAUAGCUACGGUCAGAGGAAGAAGUGCUACAUGGGCAGCUGGUGUCAGGACUGAAUAGAAAAGUAAAAAGUGGUUAAUUCAUCAAUUUUUAUAUUUGGAUUUGAUUGAUCCACUCACUUUUGCAAAUGCUACUCAUAACCCCCCCCCAAAAAAAACCCAGUGCCAUCGAGUAGAUUCUGACUCAGAGCAACCCUAUAGGACAGAGUAGAACUGCCCCAUAGAGUUUCCCAGGAGAGCCUGGUGGAUUCGAACUGCCGACCCUUUGGUUAGCAGCUAUAGCACUUAACCACUAUGCCACCAGUAGCCAAGCAAUAUAGAGCCUGUGAUGCCUUUUCCUUACAACUUUUCAUUUUCCCCAGAGUUAACUAUCGCCUUGUUUUUCUUUUACUUGUUUUCUUUAUGCUGUAAUCCAAUGCUAUUUACAUUUAAUGCUUUACAUUUAAAAGAAGAAAACUCUCAAAUCAAAUACUUCACUAAUACCUUAAGAAACUAGAAAAAAAAAAGGAGCAAAUUCAGAAGAAAGGAGAUAAUAAAGAGCAGAAAUCAGAGAAAUAUGAAAACAAUAGAGAAAAAUCAAUAAAACCAACGGCUGGUUCUUUGAGAGAUCAAUAAAAACCAUAAACCUCUAGCCAGACUGAUUAGGAAACGGAGAGAAAAGACACAUAUUAUGAUAUCAGAUAUAAGAGUGGAAGCAUCACAACAAAUGCUACGGACAUCAAAAUGAUACUAAGUGAAUAUUAUGAGCAACAUUUUACCAAUAGAUUUGACGACUUAGAUGAAAUGGAAAAAUUUCUUUAAAGACACAACUACCAAAGCUCACUCAAAAAGAAGUAGAUAACUUGAAUAGCUCUGUGUCCAUUAAACGAAUUAAGUUUGUGGUUUAAAACUUUCCCACAAAGAAAAUCCCAGGCCCAGAUGGCCUUACUGGAGAAUUCUACCAAACACUUAAGCAAGAAAUAAUACCAAUUCUACACGAACUCUUUCAGGACACUGAAAAGGUGGUAAUAUUUCCCAACUUAUUCUAUGAGGUCAGCAUUACCUAGAUACCAAAACCAGAAAAAGAAAAGAAAGUUAUAAACCAACAUUUCUAAUGAACACAGACACAAAAAUUUUAAACAUUUAGCAAAUUGAAUUCAGUAAUAUAUAAAAAAGGUCAACACAUCAUGACCAAAUGAAGUUUAUCCUAGGAAUGCAAAGUUGGUUUGACAUUUGACAGUCACAGUUAACAAACUAAAUUAUUAACAAUCUAAAAAAGAAAAACCAUAUGAUCAUCUCAAUAGAUGUAGAAAGAGAAUUUGACAAAAUUAAACAUCCGUUUCUGAUAAACAACAUUCAGCUAUCUGGGAAUACCUGAGAACUUCCUCAGUCUGAUAAAGGGUGUCUAUAAAAACCACAGAGCUAACAUCCUAGUUAAUGGUGAAAGAUCAAAUGCUUUCCCUUUAAGAUCAGAAAUGAGACUACGGUAUCCACUCUUACUGCUUCUAUUCCGCGUAGAUCCUAGCUAGUGCAAUAAGACAAGAAAUUAUUUAAUACAGAUUGGAGAGAAAGAAGUAAAACUGUCUAUGUGCAGGAGAAGUAAUUAUCUAUAUGGAAAACCCUGAGAGAUCUACAAAAACGUUACUACUCAUUGCCUUUAAGUUAACCCCAACUCAUAGCUUCCCUAUAGGACAGAGUAGGACUGCCCCAUAGGGUUUCCGAGGUAGGGCUGGUGGAUUCGAACUGCCGACGUUUUGGUUAGCAGCUGAGCUUUUAACCACUUCACCACCAGGGCUCCAAAAAUGUUACUAAAGAACUAAUAAAUGAGUUUAGCAAGGUUGAAGGAUACAAGGUCAAUAUGCAAAAGCUUGCUGUAUUUCAUAUACUAGCAACUAACAAUCAGAAAUGUACAAUUUUGAAACAAUACCAUUUAAAAAUUGCACAGGAAAAUAUCAUAUCUAGGGAUAAAUUUGACAAAGCAAGGCAUUACCUGUAAAUAUAAAACUACAAAACAUUGCUGAAAAGAAUUAAAGAAAACCUAAAUAAAUGGAGAGAUAUCUUGUGUUCAUGGAUAAGAAGACUCAACAGUAUUAAGAUGUCAAUUCUUCCCAAAGAACCUACAGAUUCAACACAAUCCCAAUAAAAGUCCCAGCAGGCCUUUAAAAUGAAUUGACAACUCAUCCUAAAAUUUAUAUGGAAAUGAAAAGGACUUCCAGUAGCCAGCCAAAACAAUUUUUAAAAAGAACAAAGUUUGAGAACUUUUGUUCAAUAGACUAGAGUUGAGAAUACGGAAGCUGAAUCAUGCGUAUAUGGUUAAUUGAUUUUGGACCAAGCUGCCAAGUCAACUCAAUGAGUAAAGAAUAGUCUCUUUAACAAAUCAUUCUGAAACAAUUUGAUAGUCACAAAAUUAGAGACAGAGAGAGAAAAGGAGAGGUAAAGAAGGGCAGAGGGGGAGACAAGAAGGGAGGAGAUGAGAAGGAAAGAGAACUCAAACCUUAAUUUACACCAUAUACAAAAACUAACUUGAAAUGUAAAAGCUAAAUGUGAGAGCUAAAAUUACAAAACUUUCAGAAGAAUCCAGGAGAAAACUUUAGCAACCUUGGGUUUGACAAAGAUUUCUUAAAUAGAACACACACACAAAAAUAUGAACUAUAUAUAAAAGAAAAAAAUUGAUAUAUUGAACUUCGUAAAAACUAAAAACUUUUGCUUUUCAAAAGACAUAGUUACAAAAGUGAAAAGGCAAGUCAUAAACUUGGAGAAAAUGUUGCAAAAAUCUAUACUUGACACAGGACUUCUAACUAGAAAAUAUAAAGAACUCCUACAACUCAACUAUAAAAAAGACAAUCCAAUUUAAACAAUGGACAAAAAAAAUUUGAAGAGACGCUUCACUAAAGAUGUUACAUGGAUGGCAAAUAAACACUUGAAAAAAUGCUAAUAUCAUUAGUAAAAUGUAAAUUAAAACCACAAUGAAAUACUACUACAUGCCCACUGGAAUGGUGCAAAUUAAAAAGACCAAGUGUUGGGGAAGAUGUGAAGCAACUGGAACUCUCCAACAUGGCAGUGGGAAUGUUAAAUGAUACAGUCAUUUGGAAAACAGUUUGGCAGUUUCUUAAAAGCUUAAAGAACUGUAUAACACAAAACGGGAAUCUUAAUAUAAACUAUGGACUUUAGUUAAUAAUAAUAUAUUGAUAUUGGAUCAUCAAUUGCAACAAAUGUACCACAUCAGUGCAAGAUAUUAAUAACAGGAAUGGGGGAGGAAGGUAAAUGGGAACUCUGUACUUCUGCUCAAUUUUUCUGUAAACAUAAAACUGCUAGAAAAAAAAUAGUCUAUUUGAAAAGAAAUUAAGGAGGCAGAGCCAACAUGGCACUAUAGACAGAAGCACCAUGCCCUCCUUCUGCAGCAAA